AUGGCGAUCCAGAAAAAGCAUGGAAAAGGUCGUCUUGAUAAAUGGUAUCGGCUGGCCAAAGAGAAGGGCUAUCGAUCGCGUGCUGCAUUCAAGUUGGUGCAACUGAACAAGAAGUAUGGGUUCUUGGAGAAGAGUAAAGUUCUACUUGAUCUUUGCGCGGCGCCUGGUGGUUGGUGUCAAGUGGCAGCGGAAUGCAUGCCUAACCAGAGUAUUAUCGUUGGUGUCGAUCUCGCUCCGAUCAAGCCUAUUCCUCGCGUCAUUACCUUCCAAAGCGAUAUUACAACCGACAAGUGUCGCGCUACCAUUCGGUCUCAUCUCAAGCACUGGAAAGCAGACACGGUCAUUCACGAUGGUGCACCCAAUGUCGGUUCCGCAUGGGUUCAGGAUGCUUUCUCUCAGGCGGAGCUGGUCUUGGAAUCUAUGAAAUUGGCUGCGGAGUUUCUGGCGGAAGGUGGAACCUUCGUCACCAAGGUUUUCCGAUCCAAGGACUACAACCCUCUCCUGUGGGUGUUCAAGCAGCUGUUCACCUCAGUCGAGGCCACCAAGCCCCCAUCGUCCCGCAACGUUUCUGCUGAAAUCUUCGUCGUCUGCCGUGGCUAUAAAGCCCCUAAGCGCUUGGACCCAAAGUUCCUUGAUCCCAAGCAUGUCUUUGCCGAACUCACUGAUCCCACUCCGAACAACGAAGCCAAGGUCUUCAAUCCCGAAAAGAAAAAGCGCAAGCGUGAGGGCUACGAGGAAGGAGAUUACACUCAAUACAAGGAGAUUCCCGUGACUGAAUUCAUCAACACUACGGACCCUAUCGCCAUUUUGGGUUCCUACAACAAGCUCAGCUUCGUGCAACCGCCUGGUGGAGACCUUGCUAUGUCAACCCUGGACAGGCUGGAGGACACUACCGACGAAAUCCGAGCUUGUUGUGAGGAUCUCAAGAUUCUGGGUAAGAAGGAGUUCCGUAACCUGCUUCGGUGGCGCUUGAAGGUCCGCGAGAAGUUUGGUCUUGUGGUGAAAAAGAAGAAGUCUCAGGAGGACGAACCCUCCGAGGAAGUCGCAGAAAUCGCUCCGAUGGAUGAGGAGCUUGCAAUCCAAGAACAACUUCACCGGAUGCGUGAUAAGGAAACUGCCCGAGAAAAGAAAGAAAGACGCAAAGAAAAUGAGAAGAAACGGAAGGACAUCAUUCGCAUGCAAAUGCACAUGACAACGCCUAUGGAUAUCGAUCGCGCGAAUGCUCGGGACGCUGUCGUCAGCGCCCGUGAUAUUUCUGUCGAGAGCGAAAGUGAAGAAGACUCCGAAUCCGAGGAUGAAGAAAGCGACGACGAUGGUGACCGACUCGAGAGGGAGCUUGAUACGAUGUAUGAGCAAUACCAAGACCGGAUGGAGGACAAGGAUUCCAAGUUGCGCGCGAAGAAGGCGCGCAAGCCUUACGAGACCGAUGAAUGGGAAGGUUUCUCUGAGGACAACAAGAGUGACGAGGAGGGUGAAGAGAACGAAAACUCGAAGCCCGCCGCCGCUGCCGAAAAUGAGCGUCAAUCCACGGGCCUUUCGAACAAUGCCUCCAUGUUCUUUGAUCAGGACAUUUUCCAGGGUGUAGAUGACGGGGAGGAGGAAGACGAGGAAGACGAGGUGGUGGAUGACGAGGAGGAUGACGAGGAGGAUGACGAGGACACCGAUAUGGAGGAAGUCGAAGUACCCGAGAAGCCGUCAAAACAAAAGGGCAAGAAGGAUGCCAAAAAACAAGAAUCGGAAUGGGUUGACUCUGAUGAAGAGUCCGUGGAAUUCGAGGAGCCUCGAAAGCCCAAUGGCCAGCUUGACAUCGACAUCAUUACUGCAGAGGCCAUGGCUCUGGCCCAGUCGAUGGCAACAGGCGAGAAGAAAUCCUCUGACGUGGUUGACGAUGGUUACAACCGCUUUUCUUUCCGUGACGUAGAUGGCCUGCCCGAUUGGUUCAUGGACGAUGAGGGCAAACACAGCAAGCCCAAUCGCCCGAUCACCAAGGCCGCUGCUGCCGCCAUUAAAGAGAAGAUGCGUGCCAUCAACGCCCGUCCGAUCAAGAAGGUGAUGGAGGCCAAGGGUCGCAAGAAAUUCAAGGCCGCUCAGAAGCUCGAGAAACUGCGCAAGAAGUCCGCGCUUCUGGCGGAGGACGAGGCCCUCAGCGAACGCGACAAGUCUCAAGCCAUCACCAAGAUGAUGAGCAAGGCCACAAAGAAGAAGCCCAAGCAGCAGGUCAAGCUGGUUGUGGCCAAGGGUGCCAACCGUGGUAUUUCCGGCCGACCUCGGGGUGUCAAGGGCAAGUACAAGAUUGUGGAUUCGCGUAUGAAGAAGGAUAUCCGCGCGCAAAAGAGACUGGCAAAGAAGAAGUCCUAG
Molecule: messenger RNA, 2358 nt
Organism: Penicillium argentinense
Lineage: Eukaryota; Fungi; Ascomycota; Eurotiomycetes; Eurotiales; Aspergillaceae
Gene: spb1
Product: rRNA methyltransferase spb1
Exons: 5
Coding region: 1-2358 (785 amino acids)
Biological process (GO): maturation of 5.8S rRNA from tricistronic rRNA transcript (SSU-rRNA, 5.8S rRNA, LSU-rRNA); rRNA methylation; maturation of LSU-rRNA from tricistronic rRNA transcript (SSU-rRNA, 5.8S rRNA, LSU-rRNA)
Cellular component (GO): preribosome, large subunit precursor; nucleolus; nucleus
Molecular function (GO): rRNA (uridine-2'-O-ribose)-methyltransferase activity; rRNA (guanine) methyltransferase activity
Source: RefSeq, a predicted model, not a curated record